CCGACGACGAUGGAGACCCAAAGCGACGAGAUCAUUUCGAUCUCGCACGUCGCGCUACCCCAUGCGAUCGUCAGUUUCAGCACCGAGAUGCAGACCACGGCGGCCGCACCCCCUGGGCUCGACCUUCCUGGCCACGGGCACGUCGGUGGGGACUCGUGCGCUCCAGGUGCAUCCACCAGCUGGAGCAGGCCGCGGCUCUCGGGCCAAGCCGCCCGGCCUGCGGCCAGCUCCAGCGCGGCCGACGUCGCCUGCCUCAGCAUGCUGCAGCGAGACGCCCUCGUCGACAGCCUGGCCAGGAUCGAGCAAAACGCCCUCGGCAUGGUGGCCGCGCUGGCUGGGGCAGCACUGCCGCGGACCACGUCGCAGGCGGAGGCGCGGGAGAAGGGCCCCCUGCGCAGCCCCUUGGAGUUGCCCCAUCCUGCCUCGGACCGCUAUACGGGGCCCUGGAGUGCCUGCUUGGGGCCCGGGGAGGGCACAGGUCGAGCCGGCUUCAUGCGGGCACUCUUUGAGAGGCACGUGAAGGCGCGGGGCGACGUUCACCUGGCAUACGGCCUUGCCACGGUCGCGGGCCAGCUACAGGCACCCCUCGACCAGGGACGCUGGUCGAUGGCGCGGCUGCUCACGCACCUCCCAGAGCCUCCACGGUGCUCGUUCGGCCAGGUCCCAGCGCACGAUGCUCUGCGCCCGCUCGGCCGGCUGUCCUGCCCGAGCUGGACCGCGGCCGCAAUGGCCUUCGUCAAGGGCGCGGCCGCCCUCAGCGAGAGCCGCCUGGGCAUCGCAGGGGACGACCGGGAGCCGCGGCAGCACCGCUUGGACGAGUGGUGCUCUUCGCUGCCCGCUUGCCUGCUCCAGUUGCGUCUGGCACUCGGAGCGCGGUUGGCUUCUGCAGGGGCCGCCAAGCACCGGGGCAGCUUUGUGGCGACCACGACCGCCCAGAGAUGGAUCGGCGUCGCGUCUCCAGCUCCAGCUCCCAGCAGUGUCCGCCUCCGCAUCCUUGGAAACCUGACGAGCGGACAGGCCCUCAGCUGCGAGCAGACAUGGACCGUGGCCGAGCAGAUAAGGAAGGGAGAACUCAGCCGCCGCCCGCCCAUCUCAACGGGCGGCCGCGGCACGGCUAAGCUGCAUGCGGUGGCCGACUGCGCGGCCGGGACCUUGCGGGCGCAGCCAGGAGACGAGCUUCUUGCGCCCGCGAAGCUUUUCGGGGGAGAUUCCAUUGCGGAUGGCGCGGGCCUCACCCUCGCCAGCUGGAGGGUGCGCGAGCGCACAGUUCUGUUCGCUCUGAUUGCUGAGCCCAUGCUGGAUCAGUACCGCCAGAAGCUACGGGCCGCCUCGCCGCCCUGCCCGUCGCGGAAGGCGGUCAAGCAGAUCGCCUCCGCCUCGCUCAACGCCUGCAGCUCGGCCUGCUGUUGGAGCCGCCUGAGGACGCUGGAGUCGUUCCACCCAUCCCCGCCCAGGGCGGAGCUGAAGGCGGAGAACGCGCAGCUGAGGAAGGAGGCGCAGGGGGCGCAGCUGCUGCGGAGGGAGGAGCAGGCGCGCCUUCAGGCGGAAAAUGCGCAGCUGAGGGCGGAGAAGGCGGAAAAGAAGAAGAAGAAGGGCUGCCCAGACUGCGCGCCAGUGGUGCACUGCGAUUGCCCUCCCGUGGAGCCAACCAGCUUCAAGGAGGUGAUCCACGAGCGCACGCCGGCGCUGGAGCAGGCGGGUCUGCUCGCCGGGGUCCUGGCCACAGGCGUCCUCAUCGGGGUGCAGCUCGAGCGCCUCGCGCCAGGCACUGGCGCCGGGCGGUGCGCCAGGAGGAGGCCAGCUGCCCAUGCAGGCUGGCUCGCAGGCGACGCAGCAGCUCGGCGAGCCCACGCCCGCGGUCGAGGCGCUCGACCUCGUGGAGUUGGCCAGGGCUCAGUCGGCAGCCGCGCGUGCCCGACGGGCUGCUCGUGCUCAGUGAUGGCGGCAGCAGCCGCUGGUGGCCACCCCCUCGGCCUGGUGGAGGGGGAGUUCUUCGCCAUGCGGUACAACGUCGGCGGACCUGAGCUCUGGCAUGUGCGAUGCUGCGUUGGCACACCGCUCACUUACCUCGUGGGCUUGGGCGUCAUGACCCCAGACCUUGAUGAGUAUGAGGAGGAGCUGCUGCGCGGUGGGGAUGUGCUCGACUGGGUCAGGCUUCCCGGCCCCGAUUCGAUUGUGGCGCAGGCUGGUCCGCACGCCGCCUACCACAGGUUCCGUGUGCUGCCGACGGUCGCCGAGCUCACCCUGGCGCGCGUGCAGUGCCACCGCCGAAUGGGGCUGGAGCCCCCGGCGGGCGUCGUCCAUCCGCUGGUGGGCGGGGCACCCGUGGCUGGCGCACCCGCUGGGGGAGAUGCCGCUGCGGCGGCCCCGCCGGCGAUGCUGCGCCAGCCGCUGCACCUCCGCCCGCCCCCCUGCUCGCGGCCGGCGCCCCUGGAGGGGUCGCCGCCGCGGGCGGGGGUGUCCCCGCCCCUGGAGGGGGCCUCGCUCGCCUCGCCGCUGCCCUCGGUCCUGCGCCCGGGCCCGCUGUCCCUCCCGCUCAGGCCGCGGGGGCAGGAGGCCCUGUCGCGCCGGCCGCCGCGGCGGCGUUUGGAGCUCCUCCAUGCGCGGCCGCUGCGCCUCCCCCGGCCGUCGGUGCUCAUGGCGACGCUCGGACUUGUCCUGUGCUGCACGAUGCCACUGGCGGUCGUUUUCGGGUUGCUGGAGACCCUGGCGUGCUAUGACCAGCUUAACCUGCCAAAUGUUGCUUCGGCCGAAUUGGCCGCCCGUGAGCUCCAGGUGGCCGAGGGGCGCCACCGGGGCAAGAUCGCGGGGGGAAGUGAUGAUCGCUUCGACACCCACCUCGCGCGAGGCACGGACCUUGUGCGCGGUAACCUUUGUAUCAUGCCCGCUUUCACUGAGUGGAUCGCCAGUGAGCUUUCGAAGGAAUACUCCGCGAUGAAGGAGCGCCGGAAGGCACGCGAGGAGCGUGUCCUGGCGCGCCCAAAGAAGGGCCCCGAGGGCAACAGAGAGCAGGAGCAGGGGCGAUGCUUCCCCGGCCAGCGGCGUCUCCGGGCGGCCAGCCUGCACGAGCUGAAAUCAACUGCUCAGAGGCGUCUGCCCAGUGUCCUGCUCGGCAUCGGGACAUCUUUCCGCUCCCUGCUCCUGGCGCUGGCUCUAACGCCCGCGUUAAGGCACCUCUCUCACGACGGACUGCCGGCUGUGUCCCUCCAGCGCGCGUCGGACACGGCGGGCGCUGGGUACGUCGAUAAUUUCAUGAUUCUUGGCUCGGAUCGAGCCGCAGUCACCAACGGAUCUACGGUGCCGGUGAAGGCCAAAAACCUGUGGCGUCUUCGGUGCGGUAUCGAGGCCGUGCUCAGGCGCGGGGUGUGCAGCGGCUCGGCUCUGCAGGUAAUCAUGGGGCACAUCACCUGGAUUGCGCUUCUUCGGAGAGAGCCGGACACCUCCGGUGGCGCUCACGACUCUCGGCAUGGCGCCGAAGGCCGCUCGCGGGAGGCGGGCGCGGACGAAGGCUCGACCAACGGGCAGCGGGCGCCGUCAGCGACCCGCCAGGCGAAGCAGCGACAGGCGUGCGGCAACCUCAGCCUGCUGGAGCGCCUGGCCGUCAAGCCGGGCACCGAGCGCUUGUACCUGGGCGCAGCCGCCGCAUUCGCCAGCUUCUGCCAGAGCAUCGGGGCGGACUGGAGCUCGCCGCAGGAGCUGGACACCCUCCUGGUCUCGCAUUUCAGCGCGGAGUUCCUGGAGGGGUCGAGCGUCGAGGAGGCCUCGAAGCUGCUGGCGAGCCUGUCGCACUUCCUCCCGGAGCUCGACAAGGCGACGGCCGAGAAGCUCCCCAGAGCGACCCGCUGUCUGGUGGCAUGGCGGCGGAGGGUGCCUCCGCGCAUGAGGCCCCCGCUCUCUCGAGCGGCAGCCCUUGCCCUGGCGGGCUGCCUUCGCCACUUGGGCCACCCGCGUAUGUGCAUCUGGGUGGCGCUCGCGUUCAUCGCCUACCUGCGGCCGCUCGAGACGUUCCAGCUGCGCGGCUCGCACUUGGUGGCGCCGAAGAUCGCGGCUGGCCGCCAGUGCAGCUCGCGGGGACUGCCCCUCCACGACGCGUCGGUCGGAGACCCGAGCAAGACGGGCAUGUUCGACGCAGCUGUCCUGCUCGACCGCUGCGACUGGCUGUUGCCCUCGCUGGAGGCCCUCAAGGCCCAGUCGCAUCCCGGCGGCAGCCUCUGGGACAUCUCACCCGCGGAGCUGCAGCGCCUCUUCGCGUCGCUGGUGCAGAUCCUCGGCCUCGACCCGCUGUCGCCUCACCUCUACUCGCUGAGGCGCGGCGGCGCGAGCGACGACCUCGUGACCGGCUCCAGAUGCCAAGAGGAGGUCAAGGUCCGAGGCCAGUGGGCCACCCUCGCCAGUCUCAAGAGGUACGGCAAGACCACGCGCCUCCUCCUGGAGAUGGCGAAGGUGCCCGAGGACGUAUUUGUGCUGGGACGCGCCGUGGAGGCGAACUUCAGCAACGUGAUGUCCGAGGGCUUCGGCUUCGCGGGCCCGCUGUCGGCGGUGCGGCUGCCCUCGCGCCUCGCCGCUGCUUUGGGCCCAGGCAGCGCCAUCCGCCGCGGCCUGCCAACGAUUUCUCCGAGGGCGAAGUCCGCAGGUAUCUACGGCGCUGCUUCAGGGCCAGCGCUAUUCCGCAAGUCCGUUCCAUGA
This is a messenger RNA of Prorocentrum cordatum, 4686 nucleotides long. NCBI's taxonomy places the organism in Eukaryota, Dinophyceae, Prorocentrales, Prorocentraceae. The record is from the annotation of a GenBank genome assembly.